Molecule: messenger RNA, 1998 nt
Organism: Sorex fumeus (smoky shrew)
Lineage: Eukaryota; Metazoa; Chordata; Mammalia; Eulipotyphla; Soricidae
Product: mitochondrial S-adenosylmethionine carrier protein
Exons: 10
Coding region: 101-925 (274 amino acids)
Biological process (GO): transmembrane transport
Cellular component (GO): mitochondrial inner membrane
Molecular function (GO): S-adenosyl-L-methionine transmembrane transporter activity
Source: RefSeq, a predicted model, not a curated record
GCCCUGCAGGCUCCGCCCCAAGAUGGCGGCGCCCUGUGCUCGGUGCCGCGACCCGCUCGUGCUCGCCCUGCAGCCGUAGGCCGGACGGCGCCCGCGGGCUAUGGACCGGCCUGGCCUGACCGCCUCGCUGCUGGCUGGUGGUGUAGCAGGUGUUUUUGUGGACUUGAUAUUAUUUCCACUGGAUACCAUUAAAACCAGACUGCAGAGUCCCCAGGGAUUUAAGAAGGCUGGUGGCUUUCGUGGAAUAUAUGCUGGCGUUCCUUCUGCUGCUAUUGGAUCCUUCCCUAAUGCUUCUGCUUUUUUUAUCACCUAUGAAUAUGUGAAAAGUUCUUUGCACACUGAUUCAUCUUCAUAUUUGGUGCCUGUGAAGCACAUGUUGGCUGCCUCGGCUGGAGAAGUGGUUGCCUGCCUGAUUCGAGUUCCUUCUGAAAUAGUUAAGCAGAGGGCACAGGUAUCAGCUUCUUCAAGAACAUUUAAAAUUUUCUCGGACAUCCUGUAUGAAGAGGGCAUCCAAGGAUUAUAUCGAGGCUACAAGAGCACAGUUUUGAGAGAGAUCCCUUUCUCAUUGGUCCAGUUUCCAUUAUGGGAAUCCUUAAAAGCCCUGUGGUCCUGGAGGCAGGACCGGGCGGUGGAUUCUUGGCAGUCGGCAGUCUGCGGAGCUUUUGCAGGCGGAUUCGCAGCUGCAGUCACCACACCGCUGGACGUAGCAAAAACCAGAAUCAUGUUGGCCAAGGCUGGAUCCAGCACCGCGAGCGGGAACGUGCUGUCAGCGCUGCACGGAGUGUGGCAGACGCAGGGACUGUCAGGAUUGUUUGCAGGUGUGAUCCCUCGCAUGGCAGCCAUCAGCCUGGGUGGGUUCAUCUUUCUCGGGGCCUAUGACCAGACUCGCCGCUUGCUGCUGACACUUGGCACAGAGCACCUCUGAGAUAGCCCUGCACCCACUCCUCCCAGGAAGGGGACGGCGGGUCCCUCCUGCUGAGCGGCACAGCCCAGACAGGCCGAAACCCGGUUCUGCUAAGGUGAGGACGUGGAGAGGCCUCUUCCGUGCUCCAGGCCCAUGAUGUCAUCAGCCUAUUUGGCCAAAACGCCAAGAGAAAAAAAGACUUUGGAUGGUUUUUCCCAGAACCUCUUGGCUGUGUAACGCCAAUUCCAGGGCCCGCAGAACUUUGGCAUGAUCUGUAUCUGCUUUCUGAUUUCCUGCAGCUUGAUGGCAACGUGCAGUGGGAGGUGAUUAUGGUCUAAAAGCAAAGGAGACUGGGCGAGAAAGUUGUGGGUGGGUAUUUCUCCCAGGUCUAAUCCCUAUUGUGUAAACUUAAGAGUUCUGCUUACGGGAUGGACUACAGGUGCGUAAGCAGCAUUCCGAUUGUGUAACCAGGCCGCUGUUUCUGCCGGCCUCAGGUUUCACUUCGAAGAACACACCAUUGUAUUAGUUUCCAGAGCGGUGUCCAGAUGCCCCAGCCCAAGUGACCAGGUGGCCCAACUGGCUUCAGGGCCCGGGCCACUCAUUUCUUUAUCCUGAGUCAGGUUUGCCGCCUGCAGUUAUAAGCCCAACACUGGCCACGGGAGGGUGGAAAGCUGCCACUGCUCACUUGUCUAAUAAACUCCAGGUGUUAGAAACAUGUAGCAAGAAAUCUCAGGAAUCUAGUGGUGUCGGGUCUCCCCCGGAGCACUAGCAGCAGAGGAUUCCUUUUGGGGUAAAAAGGUAAUUACGGGCAGACCGACUUCAUCUGUAAGAGCAGCUCGGAAUGGAACUAAAGCAGUGCUGGUUAAUGCGGAGGAAAUGACCCCAGCCACAACUCGUGUUUAUGAAUGAACCUUUAUUAGAGACACUUCAUCGCCAUCUGCUAGACACUUCAAUAUUUUUUCAUGUUUUUCAAUGUACACUGUACCAAAAUUCUAUAAAUAAAUAGCUUUUAUGUACAAAGUAAUACUUCCUCUUUCACAUUGCCUCUCAGAAGCAGCAAAUUCACAUGUUUUGUGGAAGUAACAAACUGUUGA